AAACCCGUCACACCUACUCCUCAUCCUGAAUCCCUCGCCAACUUAUACAAUGACCCCACAAACUCGAUCAUCACCUCGCACACGGCAUUAUCGAUUGUACCGAGAGCUAACUGGAGGUUAUUCGUUCAAUGCCACAUUGAUGCCCAGUUCCCAUCGUUAUCCACAUUAUCCCACCUUCUAUUCAUCUACAGCAUAUCGUCACACGAUACUUCCUCGGAAUACCACAGCUUGGAGUUCCCACCUCUGGGAUCAAUCGGAAUUGGCGAUUGUAAAGGAGAAAAUUUGCAGCUGAUUAUAAACACGUGCAAAUUGAUAUAUCUCUAUUCCUCCCUGGCGUCGUCUUCUGCGUUGAGUUCGUUGAUUUAUUGCAGUGAUGGGUAUACCGAGUGUUCACUUCUCGUUCUAAGUUACUUGAUGUAUGUGGAGGAUGUUCCUUUGGAAGAUGCGAUUCUCACUCUCCACUUGAAAUACGGCCGGCCAUUUUACAUCUUCAACAGUGACGUAAUAAUUCUCCGUAAGCUCCAACCAUUGUUGAGGAAAUUCAGUCCCAAGAGAAGAACAACAAUCGACUGGGGGAAACUCGAUACAUUAACCAACCAAGACUUGAAUGAGAUUCUCUUGGGUCCGGUAAGGACAGUUCCCAAAUUAGGCCACAUCCACAACUCCGACGACGAGUCUGACGAGGAGGACGAAAUUGAAAUCGAUUGGGUCAAGGAAGUCGAGGGGUCUCUUCCCUCCAAGAUCCUCCCUUAUCUAUACCUCGGCUCGCUUAAGCAUGCCCUGUGUUUGCCCUUGCUUAGCAAACUAGAAAUCACCCAUAUCAUAUCAGUAGGCGAAACCCUCCCCUGGCUUAAUGGAUACAAGUUUUUGCACAACAAUGAAAUAACACAUACGAAGCUAGCCCAUAACAUGGAAGUAUCGGAAAUUCUCCCUAAACACGGGCAUGGGAGACACACUACUGUCAAGUCGGUCAUGAAGGUAAACAAUUUAGAAGAUGAUGGAAUAGACGAAUUGGCACGACAACUCCCACACAUCCUCCACUUUAUUGAAAACCACUACCAGCAUGGGAAGAUCCUUGUUCAUUGCCGUGUUGGUGUCAGUCGAAGUGCCACUGUCGUCAUUGCGGAAAUCAUGAAACGAUUAAACGUGUCGUUGCCCUACGCAUACUUGUUCACCCGGGUCAGACGAUUAAACAUUAUAAUUCAACCAAAUUUGCGAUUCAUGUAUGAAUUGUUCAAGUGGGAGGAGAAGGUUAAGCUCAAACAAAAGGAAAAUGGAAAUUUUCUAGAUGGUACGGUGAUGUUACGAGAAAUCGAUUGGUUUAUCAUGUGUCGCGAAAUCAUGAAGUUGAAUAUUCCCUAUUUAAAUAAUUAG
This is a messenger RNA of Spathaspora passalidarum NRRL Y-27907, 1374 nucleotides long. RefSeq names its product tyrosine/serine/threonine protein phosphatase. The annotation marks the transcript as partial. The transcript has a single exon. Gene Ontology annotation, biological process: nuclear DNA replication; protein dephosphorylation. The record is from RefSeq and is a predicted model, not a curated record. Lineage: Eukaryota; Fungi; Ascomycota; Pichiomycetes; Serinales; Debaryomycetaceae. Gene Ontology annotation, molecular function: protein tyrosine/serine/threonine phosphatase activity.